Molecule: messenger RNA, 2187 nt
Organism: Bacidia gigantensis
Lineage: Eukaryota; Fungi; Ascomycota; Lecanoromycetes; Lecanorales; Ramalinaceae
Exons: 5
Coding region: 1-2187 (728 amino acids)
Biological process (GO): fructose 1,6-bisphosphate metabolic process; canonical glycolysis; fructose 6-phosphate metabolic process
Cellular component (GO): mitochondrion; cytoplasm; 6-phosphofructokinase complex
Molecular function (GO): identical protein binding; fructose-6-phosphate binding; ATP binding
Source: RefSeq, a predicted model, not a curated record
AUGACGAAACGAAUCGGGGUCAUGACAAGUGGGGGUGAUAGCCCGGGGAUGAAUGGCUCAGUGCGGGCAGUCGUGCGAACGACCUUGAACUCGGGCUGCGAGGCCUUUGCUAUAUUGGAGGGCUACGACGGUCUCGUGAACAACAUGAUUAAGAAGAUGGAGUGGGCUGAUGUUCGUGGCUUUCAAAGUGAAGGCGGUACCUUGAUUGGGACCGCCCGAUGCGCAGAGUUCAGAGAGCGAAAUGGAAGAUUGAGAGGUGCAAAGAACCUGAUAACCCACGGUAUCAAUGGGCUAGUCAUAUGUGGAGGUGAUGGGAGCUUGACCGGGGCAGACACCUUCCGCAAAGAGUGGCCCGGGCUCUUAAGUGAAUUGGUAGCGGCCAAAGAGAUCACACAGGAGCAGCAAGACGAAUUCUCAUUCCUAAACAUCGUCGGCUUGGUGGGAUCCAUCGACAAUGAUUUUGCCGACACAGAUGCCACGAUCGGAUGCUACUCAUCCUUAGGGAAGAUCUGCGAAUCACUGGACACCAUCGAUUCGACUGCGUCCUCACAUCAGCGAGCAUUUGUGAUUGAAGUCAUGGGACGACAUUGCGGCUGGCUUGGACUCAUGGCGGGUCACCGCAAGCUUGGCAAACGAAAGACUGUGGUUAUCGUUGCCGAAGGAGCUCAUGACGAAGACCUUAAGCACAUAUCUCCAACGAUGGUCAAAGACGUUCUUGCUGGAGCUCCUUUGAAACUUGACACAAGGAUAACGACACUUGGCCAUCUUCAAAGAGGGGGCUCCCCGUGUGCCUACGACAGACAAUUAUCUACUCUACAGGGUGUGGAAGCCGUCAAGGCUGUCUUGGCAGCGAAACCGGGGGACCCGUCCUAUUUCAUCUCUAUAAUCGAAAAUAAAAUUGUCAAAAAGCCACUCCUCGAGGCGGUUGCAUCCACUCUGAAACUAGCGGAAGCUAUCAAGGCCAAAGAUUUCGAGAAGGCCAUUGAGCUUCGAGGCCCAGAGUUCGCUGAAUACUACGAGGCUUACAAAAUCACCACAGCUACUGAUCAGCCCGGCCUAAAACUACCAGAGAAUAAGCGAAUGAAUAUCGCAAUCAUCAACGUUGGCGCUCCUGCUGGUGGAAUGAACUCCGCCACUCGGUCGGCGGUAGCUUACUGUCUUGCACGAGGUCAUACACCAUGGGCCAUUCAUAACGGGUUUCCCGGUCUGGUACGGCAUCACAGAGACAAACCUGAAGGCUCUGUUCGAAAGUUGGAUUGGCUCGAAGUUGACUGCUGGAUUAGCAAGGGUGGCUCCGAGAUCGGCACCAAUCGAGAUAUGCCCUCAAACGUAGGCCUUUUUGCCACGGCCGACUGCUUCCGAGAAUGGAAAUUCGACGCCCUAUUUAUCGUAGGCGGUUUUGAGGCUUACACCGCCCUGUCAGAGAUGCGGGCUGCCAGGAAAGAGUUCCCGCCAUUUCGAAUUCCCAUGGUACUAUUGCCCGCGACCAUCAGUAACAACGUCCCCGGUACCGAGUACUCGGUAGGAAGUGAUACCUGUUUAAACGCGCUUGUUUCAUAUUGUGAUGCCGUCAAGCAGUCAGCAUCAGCAAGCCGGAGGCGGGUUUUUGUCGUUGAGACUCAAGGCGGAAAAUCAGGCUAUAUUGCUACAAUGGCGGGCCUUGCCAUUGGUGCCUUAGCCGUAUAUACUCCCGAGGAAGGAAUCGAUUUACAAACGUUAGCACGUGACAUACAGCACCUUCGAGAAUCCUUUGCCACGGAUAGGGGCCAGACACGAGCCGGUAAAUUGAUCCUCAAUUCUGAGCACGCUUCUGCUACGUAUACCACUCAGCUCAUUGCGAACAUUAUAAAAGAGGAGAGCAAGGGGAGGUUUGAGUCUCGUCACGCUAUCCCUGGCCAUUUUCAGCAAGGAGUAACGCCUUCCCCAAUGGACCGUGUCCGUGCUGUCCGCCUCGCAGUGAAAUGUAUGCAGCGAUUAGAAGCCUAUGUGGGCAGGACAGGCGAGGAGAUAAUGGCAGACGAGAACGCGUACGCCGUUAUUGGAAUCAAAGGAGCCAGCGUAGUCUUUGGGAGCAUGGCUGAAUUGGAGCAGGAGACCAAUUGGAAAGACCGGAGACCAGUAUCGGAGGCUUGGUUGGCGAACAAAAAGAUCGUGGACGACCUCAGCGGACGCCCGCAAGUGCCGUGA